AUGGAGGAACCAUCAGAAGUGUUGGACUCCGUUGUGAACCCAGACCCUCAGACGACUGAUGAGCAAGAUGAACAAGACCACUCGGACGACUCAGAAGUCUCACAGCCAGAAGAAAUAUUAGCGAGGGACCUGAAAGAGCUGACUAUCAGCCCCCGUGCCAAGAAGCUUCCUCAUCGGCCAGUUCGUCGCCGCCAUGGGCGCCGCCGCAUCAUCUCAACAAAGAUAAAACCAAAACUGGUUGAGAACAAAAGUGAAGCAAUCUUGAGAAAGGUCCAAAGUGCCUUUCCCAGGAGACAAGUCCGCACAUUGCUAUCUGUGCAGAACGACCCUGUAGCAAGGAUGAAAAGAUUUAUGCGGCCCUUCGACUUCCAGGGCUAUCCUCUGCUACAUAGUCAGAGGCCAGCCUGA
Molecule: messenger RNA, 408 nt
Organism: Phodopus roborovskii (desert hamster)
Lineage: Eukaryota; Metazoa; Chordata; Mammalia; Rodentia; Cricetidae
Product: developmental pluripotency-associated protein 3
Exons: 3
Coding region: 1-408 (135 amino acids)
Biological process (GO): epigenetic programing of female pronucleus
Cellular component (GO): nucleus
Source: RefSeq, a predicted model, not a curated record